Molecule: messenger RNA, 1502 nt
Organism: Maniola jurtina (meadow brown)
Lineage: Eukaryota; Metazoa; Arthropoda; Insecta; Lepidoptera; Nymphalidae
Product: protein ANTAGONIST OF LIKE HETEROCHROMATIN PROTEIN 1-like
Exons: 2
Coding region: 279-1313 (344 amino acids)
Source: RefSeq, a predicted model, not a curated record
CGCGCUAUCUCGCUCAAGCCCGUCGCGCUAGGCGCCCGCCUUAGUCUCUACACUAUGGACGCAAACGGCGGUUUCGUAUGUUAGAUAAUUCGCGCCCGUCAUCGCAACCGCGUUAUGCGGGUUGCAGACCGAAAACUAAGCUAUUCCAAAGCUAAGCUAGGGAAGCUAGGCUAAGCCAAACUAAGCUAAGAUAGAAAUAAAUGGCGUGCACACAAAGAGCUAAGCCAAAGCUCAGUUAGUGUUGCGGAGUUCAAUUAGACGGACGUCAGGCGCUUGCUAUGAAUAUAAUCGAUGAAGAAAGUUCCGAUGAUGAAUACGUUACACAUAGAAAAAGAAGAUUAAUACUGACUUAUUAUUAUUAUAUAAGAAAACGACAUUCUAGACCUUGGAUAUGUCAACACAUUGAAUCUCGGCACGCAAGUGGAGAGUUUAGAACUUUAUUUUACGAAUUAGAUGAUGAACAUUUUCAGUUAUAUUAUCGUGUUACAAGAGUUCAGUUUUAUGAUUUGUUAUCAUUGAUUAUCGGAGAUAUUACUAAACAAGAUACUAACUAUCGGAAGGCUAUAACCCCAGAAGAAAGAUUAGCUAUUUGUUUAAGGUUUUUAGCUACUGGCGACUCCUUUAGAACAAUUGGAUACAAUUACAGAGUGGGUAAUAAUACAGUUUCUUUGAUUGUUAAAGAUGUGUGCAAUGCACUUUGGAUUCAUUUGCAACCAAUAUAUAUGAAGUUACCGACAGAAAGUGAAUGGGAAGUAAUUGCAGAAGACUUUAAUGAUAAAUGGCAAUUCCCUAACUGCCUUGGUGCCGUGGAUGGGAAGCAUAUCUCAAUAAAAUGCCCUCCUCAGUCGGGUUCUAAUUAUUUUAAUUAUAAAAAAUUUUAUUCUGUCGUCCUUCUCGCAGUCGUUGAUGCACACAAAAGAUUUAUUAUAAUAGACGUUGGUUCAAUGGGCCGAUUUAGCGACGGAGGUAUUUUUGCAGAUAGUGCAUUUGGCCACAAAUUACAAAACGGGCAAUUAAACUUGCCCAAUCAUAAACCUUUAACGCCUGAUGGCGAUCCAACACCUUUUGUGUUUAUAGGUGAUCAAGCAUUCCCAUUACAAAAACACUUUAUGAGGCCGUACCCACGGAGUACAUGUUUAGAUAACAGAGCAAAAAACACCUUUAACUAUCGUCUCAGUAGAGCACGAAAUGUAGUAGAAAAUGCGUUCGGCAUAUUAACAGCGCGAUUUCGUGUGUUUCGUCGACCAUUUGAAUGUCAAUUGGAACUAGUGGACGUCAUUACAAAGACUACCUGUGUCUUGCACAAUUAUUGAAUGUCUUCAAGAACGACAACUAGUAACGCCAAUACCGUCAAUAUUGAAGAACAGCAAACUUUAAGAUCAGUACAAUACGACAACUUACGAGCAACUAGAGAAGCAUUUCGUGUCAGAGAGUUAUUUUGUAAUUAUUUUAAUAAUGUAAAUUAGAUUAAACUUGAAAUAAAAAAUAAUUAAACUCACCGU